CACCACAGUGGGGAGAACAGCUCGAAAUUAUUAAACAAAAACCGCCAACGAGUCGGACGUGUGCGCUGCUGGAUGCUGGCGCUCUUUUCGCGUACCGUUUUUUCGAUUAAACAAACACACACGAAAUAAAAAUUGUUAACACAAUUUUGUCUGUUCUAUUGUGCGGAAAUCGAGUGAGUGCGAGGGGAGACAAACAGAAACCGCAACAGGCAAAAUCAACAAAAAGCGUGUGGGCAGAGGAAAACGAAAGGGGAAACUGUGGCUGUGUGUGUGUGUCAGUGAAAUAUGGAAAUUGAAAAUGCAAUUAAUCGCGCUUUAAUGGCAAGCCAUAGAAAUCGCUCAACGGUUUAGAGUGCAAGAGAAAAGUGCGGUCUUUGUUAUUGUUGUCAACACGGAAGGCCUAAAGCCAAAAGUCUGGAAAAAUAUAUCUACGUGUGUUUGUUUUUUGUUUUUGGAACAACAAUGAGCCAUUAGCGAAGUGCUGAAAUAGUCAAUUUACAAUUGGAGCCGCCGAGAAGUCUAUAUAUAAAAUAUAAACAUUUUGGUAUAUUUCCCUGGUAAAAAUGGAGGCAAAAAUCCCAGAAAUCGUUGCAAAUUGCUAAAAAUAAAUAAAAUAAAAGAAAACAAACAAUAACUCAAGCUUAAAGGUGGAAACCAAAACAAAAACGAUUUUGAGGCCCAGUCGAACGUGGAAUUAACUUGACCCACAGAGGUGCCCCACAAGAAAGAGAAAGAUAUAAAGCUUUAGAACGAGAAGAGCGACAUACGAUGCGUGUGGUUGGGAUGUUCAGUGGUGGCUUAAUGCUCGCCCUGGCCGUAAUGUUAACGCAGGCACGUUUCAUUGCGAAAAGAGAAACCACCGGUUUGGAGCAGGCGGUGGCUUCCACAUCCACUGACCCUGACAUUCUUCCAGCGACCAGGGAAAGUGAGGGUAGGGAACUGGUUGAAAUAAAGGGAGAAUCAGAUAUGAUUGACUCACAAAACAUACUCGAAGAUAAGGGAGUAAUUAAGGCUGAGAGUCAAAAUGAAACUGAGAUCCUAACGGAAAGUCUGAAAGAGAAUCUCAACCUUAAGAAAACCACAGAGGGUUUGGUUCAAAAUGAGUCCAGCAGCCAGUAAAAAAAAACUGAACCGGUUCCCAUAAAAGAACUGACAAACAAGGAUACCCCAGCAGAAGCGGCUAAAGAAGAUUCCAAAUUUAACUGCGACUCAGGUGUUAAAAACUCAACCUAUCUCGAAGACCAUGUAUCUACAGAAGACCCUGUAAGAGAAGUAACAACAGCGAAACAGAUUUUAGCCCCAACCACUGAAAAACUCCGCUAAGUGAAAAACCGAGCAAAAGGAUAUGGCAAUUAGUGAUCCCCUUCCAAAAGAAGAACCACAAGUUCAAUCUGAAACAAAGGAAAAACCUUCUGAACCUGUGACAGAAGAAAAGGCCAACAGCACUGUGGAGGAACUCCUAUGAAACCUGUAACACUAGGAGUUUCAAGCACCACGGAGAGAUUGGUUAAUAUCACAUCCACCACUCGUUCCUCUGAUCAUGGUCGAUCCAUGCAGUAUUCAUAACCACUGAAGGGUCUAUCGAUUCCCCCUGCAGUUACGCCCAUGAAACUGAGGGCCAUACCCAUUCACCUUAGCACAACUGCACCUACUAGCACCUCUUCAACCACAACUACUCAAGACAACCACACCACAUCCUUUGCUUCCCAUGAGAACGCCAUUGAGGACACUUCCCAGUCGGAGAUCCAUCAACUGCCCGAGAAGCGAGCCAAGUUUAUCAGCGAAAACUCCACAAAUGCCCCAUUAACACUACCCAACAGCGAAGUUUGGAGUCUGGCAGGGAUGAAGGCGAUUCCCAGCCCUCUAACGACCACAACCAUCUUGCCACUACUCAACCACACUGAUCGCAACGAUAUAGACAUACCGCUGAAUAAAACAGAGCAGCACAAGGAGAAGAAUCUCCUGGAUUGGAUGCACAUUGCUAUGAUGCUCGCACCAGAGAAUCGCACUGAAUUUGUGGUACGAACCACUCUGGAUGCCACUGAGGGUGCUACACAGGCCACUACCGAAGCUUUGGAUGAAAAAGGACCUUUAAAAAGUUCUAUAACCGCAGUUGAACAAAAUGAAGUCACAACAGCCAGGCCAAUGCCACUGACUACUGAGAAAAACUUGGAUCAUAAUAUAACAACCACAACUGUUGGCUCGGAACUUUUGGAGGUUCCUUUGGUAAAAAGUUGGAUGAUAAACCAAUGCCAAGUUAACGAGGCUAUUACAGAGGCUCAAAGUGAGAAAGAAGCAGCAACAGAGGCUGCAACAUUUGUGGCCUUAACAGAGCAACUUGCAACAUCACCUGUAACAGCGAGGGUGGGUUUAACAAAAACGGAACUGUUGAAUAUAACAGCAGUAUCAGAAUCAGCUAAAGUAUCUCAAAAUUUAACAGAAACCUUAUUAACAACGACCAGUACAACCACCACAACAGUACGACCAUUAUCUAUAGAAUAUGUUUCGCCUGAAAUAAUCUUACAAGAAGCAACAACAGAAGAAACGACAGCAGCAAUACCAAAGGCAAGCACAGAGACAGCAGCAACAUCAUCAGCAGCACCUACGAUUGCUGAAGCAUCAGCAACAUCUGAAGGUACAGCAACACCAGCUGCAACACCAUCAGCAACAUCUAGUGUUGCAACCACCCCCAGUCACAGUACAACUGAAAUGGCAAUGAAAGCCUCUGAAAUCGCAACAUCAACAGGGCAGCACAGCAACAGCAACAACAACGACGACGAUAACAGUAACGACGUCAUCGUUGCCACAACCAAAAUUCCAGAGAGCGAGCCGCCAGAAACAGCAACCGCUGAGCCAACAGCAACAUCGGUUAGUGUGCGACUGACUGGCGAGGUGAGCACUUCGAUACGGCCUGAAAUAAUCUUUGAAAGUACUCAAAACACUACCAUCGCAAGUACAACAAGUACAUCGACAACAACUAUAGCAACACCCACGCAAACGGAAAUUGCGCAAAUUAGCAAUGAAGUGAAUUUGGAGGCAGUGACAGUGAAGACGACAGUCGACAGUCUAAGUGCAAAUGUGAAUGUGAAUUCGAAUGAGCCAAGAACAGCUGAGAAAACCGAUAACGCGGUCAAUAACAGUGUGGCCAUAACAGAGAGCGAGCUGGAGGCGUUGAAAACCACCCCAGCGACAGGGGAACCCAAUCCACUCAGUGACCUGAGUAAGCUGAAAGAACACGAAUCCUCGCUGGAAACCAACAAUAUAGGCGAGGCACGCAACCGAAACACAACGACAACAUCAGCAGGUGUUGCUGUUGCAACGGAUGAGAGCACAGCGGCAACAGGUGGGCAGGAAAUCGAAAGGGAGAAGGAGCACCAUCAUGAGGGGCAACAGGUGAUCGAAGAGCAGGACACCGAAGAGCAGUUAGCCAAGACAACGAUGGCGGUGACAACAACGACAACACCUAGUACGACAACAACCACAACCAGUAGCAGUACAACAACCACCACAACAGAAAAGCCCUUAACUACUACACAAUGCAACGUGGUGAUAAGUCUGCUGGAUGAUAGCACCACCUCCAGCACCACAACAACCACCACAGCUGCACCACCACCCACAACCACAGAGGAAUAUGUAGAAUCCUCCACGGUGGUCAACACCACGAGUAGCAACAUAAUGCUGCCGGAGACCACCACCCAGCAACCCACCUUUAUGGCCCCCUAUCCCAACGAACUGGACCACAUGCAGACCAAUGCCCAAGGGAAUGGCACGGAUGUGAAUGUGAUCAUAGCCAUCACAGUCAGCGUGAUUGGUGUGGUGGCCCUCAUCCUUUUGGUGGCCUUCCUCUACCUGAUGCGCAAGCGCCAGAAGCAAAUGUCCUAUGGCCAAAGGUGUCGUCCGGUGAGCCUGGAUGCAUACUCCCUGGACAAUGUCUCCGUGCUGGGCAGUGUGCGACGGAAGGGUCGCGAUGUUAGGGCCUCCAAGAGGACCUAUGGUAAUGCCGCCUUCGAUGAUCCCUCGCUGAGGCACAACCUACUCACCGCUGGAGAGCUGGCCCGCUUUGUAGAACGGCGGUCCGAUAUUUUCGAGGAGUUCCGGGACGUCCCACAGAUCAUCGCCAGAGCAGAUGAGGUUCCUCCAGGCUGUGAAGAUAAGAACCGCUACGCCAACGUGAUUCCGCUUCCUGAGACGCGGGUGGUGCUCCAGCGGCAAGGCGACGAUGACAAAACGGAAUACAUUAAUGCCAAUUAUGUGCGGGGCCCCCGAGACGCGCCCAAUUACUACAUAGCCUGCCAGGCGCCACUGGAGAGCACGACCAGUGAUUUCUGGCGCAUGAUCUGGGAGCAGCAGUCCCGCGUCAUCAUCCAGGCAACGGAUCUCAACGAGAACGGUAUUGAGAAGUGUGCCGAGUAUCUGCCCCCAUCGGCGACUCUGGACAAUCACAGCAGCUAUGGCGAUUAUCAGGUGACCCUGAAGCAUCGCGAGGUUAAGGACCGAUAUGCCAUCUCCACACUGGUGUUGAAGCGAGUGGAUGGCGAGGAGAGCCGUGAGCUGACCCACUACUGGUACAAAUGGCCAGAGGCGGGUGUUCCCGCCGAGGAGGCGCCCAUCAUUGCCAUGCUGCUGGAGGCGCGCUCAUCCCUCAAGUCCUACUGCCUGGAGCAAGCCAACGAGUUGCGAGAGAAGUCAGCCACUCUGGAGACCUCCAUGGAUGCGAAUGGCAGCAAGGCCGAGGCGGGCAGUACGUCAGAGGAGAUUAAUGGAAAUAUCUCAAGUAGGAGCGGUAUUCGAAGCCAGCAGGGACCGCUAACCGUUCACUGUUCUCCAGGCACGGGACGCACCGGUACCAUUAUCGCCUCGGACAUGGCCAUCCGUAGUCUGGAGACGCCCAAGCGAUCCGUGGAUCCCCAGUUGGUCUACUAUGUGCGACGGGGACGGGCCAGCGCGGUUCAGACCAAGGAGCAGUAUGAAUUUAUCUACAAGGUGGCCAGCAUGUAUGCGGCCAAGAUCACAAAUCUGUCCAACGACAACUAAGAAUAAAGCCCCCAUCGAGUGGAAACCGAAUUUUCGAUUGAUUGAUUGAGAUCACCUUUCCAGCACUGAUCCGUGGGACCCUCAGUAACAAUAAUAGCUAUGUUUUAUACGAAAUAUUAGUGUAAAUUAGUAUUAUGCUUGAAUGUUGGCACCUGAUUAAGCAUCGUUAUACGUCGGGCUUUAAAUAUCAUUUAAAAUGUAUGUAUUCCUUUAUUAUUGUGAUAUAAUCGUACAUUCGUAUAUCUCCUGAUAUUCUGUUGCAUAUUUAUAAUGUCAAUUUUUGUUUUUUGCACUGUCGCGUUUGAGUUCCGGGGCCAUACAAUCCGGAACAAAUGUGAAAUAUUUGGAGCUCUCCGUAUUGUAUUUUAAGAAAGUCAAACAUGUAAUCAAACUAUGAAUGUAUCUAUUUUAAACGAGCUUUAAUGUACGUAAGUUAUUUGUAAGCAAACACCAAGCUGUACUGUACUCAUAUUAUUGUGAAUUACAAGAAAAAAUAUGUUCAGCAGUG
Molecule: messenger RNA, 5542 nt
Organism: Drosophila suzukii
Lineage: Eukaryota; Metazoa; Arthropoda; Insecta; Diptera; Drosophilidae
Source: RefSeq, a predicted model, not a curated record